AUGAACGCUUCGACGACUAAUUGCACGACGGGUGAUCUCGACGCCGAUUGCGUGACAGAUUCACUGUUCUUGGAACUUUUUGAUUUCGUUGCAUUGUGUGUCAUAGUUGUGGUGAUAGUAGUCAGCCUGUACAAGUUUGUCCGACGCCGCUGCUUUCCUCCUCCUCCUCCUCCUCCUCCUGAUGAUCAAGAUAAUAACAAUAACCACACUAGUAAUAAUAAUAAUAAUAAUAGCGUCGUCGUCGAAGUUAAUCAAGCAGCAGCUAGCGGCGGGUUGAGGAAUACGGUGAGGGUUUUCAAGAAAAGUGGCGGAGAAGGCGACGAAGAACAAGGAAGAGUAGGAGAUGAAUGUUCGAUUUGCUUAGAAGAGUUGAAGAACGGGGAGGAGUGCUCUUCUCUUGACGUGUGCGGGCAUUUGUAUCACAAGGAGUGCUUUGAGCCUUGGCUCGCUCAAAACCAUGAUUGUCCUUUGUGUCGUGCUUCCGUUCAUACCAGACCGACAACGGUCCGUAUGUUUCGACAGGGUGGAGGUAUGUGUAUAGUUUAG
Linum tenue is the source of this 546-nucleotide messenger RNA. Lineage: Eukaryota; Viridiplantae; Streptophyta; Magnoliopsida; Malpighiales; Linaceae. The record is from the annotation of a GenBank genome assembly.